Messenger RNA from Scomber japonicus (chub mackerel), 1224 nucleotides. RefSeq names its product very-long-chain (3R)-3-hydroxyacyl-CoA dehydratase-like. Gene Ontology annotation, biological process: sphingolipid biosynthetic process; fatty acid elongation; very long-chain fatty acid biosynthetic process. NCBI's taxonomy places the organism in Eukaryota, Metazoa, Chordata, Actinopteri, Scombriformes, Scombridae. The transcript has 11 exons. The coding region runs from base 89 to 1171 and encodes 360 amino acids. Gene Ontology annotation, cellular component: endoplasmic reticulum membrane. Gene Ontology annotation, molecular function: 3-hydroxyacyl-CoA dehydratase activity. The record is from RefSeq and is a predicted model, not a curated record.
GCAGAUGAAGAGCUCCGUCCAUCCUGUUUGUGUGAAUGUUUGAAUGUUAUUUUUGUGCCUGUAGGUUUAAACUUGAGAGAGCAGCAGGAUGCAGGUUCUCACCCCGCAGGUCUACUGGGCUCAGAGACAUGGAGAGAUUUACCUCCGGGUGGAGCUGAGCGAUGCAAAGAAUCUGGACAUCAACUUGGAAGACAAAACACUUCAGUUCAGAGCACAGGGCCACGGAGCUAAAGGAGAUAAUGAAUACAUGUUCAGUCUGGAGUUCCUGGAAGCUGUCAGACCUGAGAUCAACCAUAAAUCCACGCAGCGUCAGGUGGACAUUAAAGUGAGGAAGCAGGAGGAGCGCUGGUGGGACCGGCUCACACUGCAGGAGAAGAAGCCUCUGUUUCUGGCUCCCGACUUCGACCGCUGGCUGGACGAGUCUGACGCUGAGAUGGAGCUUCAGGCCAAGGAGGAAGAAAAGAUAAACAAGAUCACUGUGGAGUCGAGAGUCCGUAAAGACCCCUACCUCGGACUGAAGAAAGGCUACCUGUUUAUGUACAACCUGGUGCAGUUCUUGGGAUUCUCCUGGAUCUUUGUCAACAUGACCGUUCGACUCUUCAUUCUUGGUCAAGAUUCGUUCUACGAUACCUUCCACACCACGGCUGAUAUGAUGUAUUUCUGUCAGAUGAUGGCCGUGAUCGAGGUGGUUAAUCCCUUGUUGGGUCUGGUGAAGACGGGCUUUUUCCCCGCUAUGAUACAGGUUGCGGGGAGGAACGUCAUCCUCUUCGUCAUCUUCGGCAGUUUGGAGGAUAUGCAGAACAAAUCCGUCGUCUUCUUCGUCUUCUACCUGUGGAGCACCAUCGAGAUCUUCAGGUAUCCUUUCUACAUGCUGGCCUGCAUCGGCACAGAGUGGAAGCUCUUGACGUGGAUGAGGUACAGCAUCUGGAUCCCUCUGUACCCGCUGGGGGUUAUAGCUGAAGCGGUGGCGGUGAUCCAGUCCCUGCCUAUCUUUGAUGAGACCCGUCUGUUCAGCAUCCCUCUCCCCGCGAUGCUCGGACACUCGUUAAGCUUCUCGUACACUCUACAGAUCUACCUGGUCCUCAUGUUCCUCGGACUUUUCAUCAACUUCCGACACCUGUACAAGCAGAGGAGGAGACGUUACCGCUCCAGGAAAAGGAAAGUCCAGUAACUUGAUCGGCACGUUGCACACACCCCGAACUGCUGUCCACUUCCAGAUAUUUC